AUGCCAGGCUAUUACUCGCGGUCCAUGGCGGGCCAACUUCCACUCACUCCACCAGAUUCCGGCUCAGGAUAUGGUUACAGCAGUAUGCACUACCCUCAAGACCCAUACUCAUCACACCAGCAAGUGAGCCAGUGCCGCCAAGACAGCGCCUAUGACUACCAACAAGCCUACAUGCAGCCACCAGUCGCACCUGCACCCCCGACAUACCAAUAUCAGCAAGGCAGCUACCAGCCGACCAACAACCUGCCUCCGAUCUCGAGUUACUACGAGCCUCUGGGCGCGCCGAUACUCCCUCCUCUCAGGAUCCAAGAUCGAGUUCCGUUCGCCGACGACUACCAGCGCCGCCUCCAAGAAGAACAGCAGAAUGCCGUUGCGCGUGAGCAGCAACGACAAGCAGUCAAGGAGGAGAAGGCGACCGGUGGUGUCUCCGCGAAGCUCGACUACGACAUGGAGCGUAUGACGGAUUUCGUUGCUGAAGCUGUUCAGUCGCUGUAUGCCUUCUCCCAGUCCCCAGUCUGCCUUGCAGAUAUUGACGUGAGUCGAAGCUUUCAACACCAGAUGCAGAGCCAUCCGUCCUUCCGCAAGUGGGUGCACCAAGUGCUCUCAGCGACCCGCCUUCCAUCGGCCACGAUCCUGCUCAGCUUGUACUACCUGAACAACCGUCUGCACUACUACCCGAAGUCGGUCAUACCUGGCGAAAACCAGAUCUACCGCCUGUUGGCUGUGUCACUCAUCAUGGGCAGCAAGUUCCUCGAUGACAACACUUUCAUCAAUCGAUCGUGGUCAGAUGUAACGGCAAUCAAGGUCAGCGAGCUCAACAAACUUGAGAUGAACUGGCUGUCGCUCAUCGGCUACCACUUGCACGUUGACCCACAAGAGUCGAACGGUCUUCAAGGCUGGUUCGACUCUUGGCAGGACUACAACGCGAAUUACGUGGCCAAGACUCAGCCAGCCAGACUUUCGCCACUGAACACGGAUGUGCGCAGCCACUCCAGCAGCACCCGCGACAGGUUCUCGCCGUAUCCUUCGCCAUACACAGGCUCGACUGCGUCGUCUCGGUCGUUCGACGCUCCGAUGACAUCACGCUCAUCGCAGUACUCGACACCAUACAGUGCCACCGAUCCAUGGGCGUCAAGCACGAAGUACCAAGUCGACGACUACUAUCGCAAGGACCGAUACCCAUCGGCGUACGAGCUCGAGGAAGCCAGCCGUCGCGCCUCCGAAGAGCGUGCUCGCGCAUCGGCCUACCAGUACGCACCAAGCACUCAAGCAUCGUAUUAUCCAACAUCGACCUACAACUCGGGCUGGGACCAGUCUUCUUGGAACGCUCAUCGAUACGACUGCAACUGCUCAUCGUGUGCAUACCAGGCCCACUACCGGCCAUAUUCGAUGGCAUCGGGCUACACUGCUCAGACUGUCAUGGGUUGA
Molecule: messenger RNA, 1428 nt
Organism: Fulvia fulva
Lineage: Eukaryota; Fungi; Ascomycota; Dothideomycetes; Mycosphaerellales; Mycosphaerellaceae
Exons: 1
Coding region: 1-1428 (475 amino acids)
Biological process (GO): regulation of cyclin-dependent protein serine/threonine kinase activity
Cellular component (GO): nucleus; cyclin-dependent protein kinase holoenzyme complex
Molecular function (GO): cyclin-dependent protein serine/threonine kinase regulator activity; protein kinase binding
Source: RefSeq, a predicted model, not a curated record